UCUGCUAUCAUUUCUGAAGUACCUAUCACAUUUGUACUUAAAAGACAGCAGUUAUAAAAGAAACCCACAGGGAGAUGACCCAGAGGACGUUUGAACAAACAGAGCAGGCUCUUCACGGAACUUUUGAGACUCCACAGCUCUCAGCGUUUGAUGUAAAAUGAUGGCAAGCCACGUACACUGAUAUAGUCUUUAUCCUUGACCGUCUAAACAUUAUGACCAGCAUGAUGAGAGUUUGUCUGAUCCUCCUUUGGACAAUGAUCGUGGUUCAGCUACACGUACCUCAAGGUAAAGCAGUUCAGGUUUUCCCACCUGUUAACUUUACCCUUACGGUCUCCGCAUUAGCUCGAGUACUUCUACGCUGGAAGCCAAACCCCAAUCAAGAACAAAAAAACUACACUAUUAGAUAUGAUGUGAAAAUCUUAGCUCCUGUGUCUGAAGAGUAUGAUACAAAGAAGACUCACAGUUUCCAAACAGCUGUACUUCACAAUGGUUUCUCUGCACACAUUCGGACAUUACUUUUCCAUAAUGGCCUUCAGAUGACAAGUGACUGGGUGACAGCAGAACUCCAGCCUCCACCAGGUGCUGCAAAUACAGCUGUCACUAAUUUGUCCUGUGCUACUCAAUUCACCAUUUUUAGUACCGUUUCUCUCCACUGCACUUGGCUUCCUGGCAAAGGGGCCCCAGAAGAUACCAAGUACUUUCUAUUUUACAGGUAUGAGACCUGCACUGAAGAAUGUCAAGAUUAUAUCAAAGACAAGUGGAACAGGAAUAUAGAGUGCAGAUUUUCAGUGACUCAUAUUAUUCCUGAUGAGAUCGACAAACUCAUUGUAAUACAUAUUAAUGGGUCUAGCAAGUAUGCUGCAAUCAGACCUUUUCAGCAAUUAUUUAACCAAAAUGCCAUUGAAAAAGUGAAUGUUCCCAGAAAUGUCUCUGUAUUCUUAGAGCAAAAUGAUCUCCUGGCCACAUGGGAGAAGCCAAUUUCUCCUUUCUCUAAAGAGUGUUUUGAAUAUGAAUUUUACCUCAUCAACCUGAAGACAGGUAACGAGCAGAUAUGGAACAUAUACUCAAAUGAAUUCAGAUUAAGGAUUGACGUUACGUGCAAGUAUUCCAUACAAAUAAGAGCUAACCAUCAUAUAUGUUGUAGAAGAGGAUUUUGGAGUGACUGGAGUGAAAUUCUUUAUGUUGGAGAAAACAAACAGGAGAAUUUCAUAGCCUGGAUUCUGGCUGUGCUCUGUGUGUCCAUGUGUGCUACAAUCGUGCUUGUUGGUAUAAUAUGCAAAAUGAAAUUUGUAUGGCGUAAACUGUUUCCACCAAUUCCAACACCCAGCAACAAGUUCAGAGAUCCCUUUCCAAAUGAGUAUGAGAGAGCACGCACCUGCACCAGCGAGACAGAGACGGAGCUCGUCAGCUUCGACGAAGAUCUCUCCUGCAGUGCCCUGGAUGACUUUGUCUUCUGAGGCAGCGCAGGCUCACACAGCAGGGCCACGCCAAGUCCCAGGGCACCCCACGUGGGGAUGAGCUGCCCCACAGAAAGUCAUGGUAUAAGCAGGGUGUAAGUGCACGGAACUAGUGCCAUGGUUCUUGCAUGAAAAAAAAAAAAUCCUGGAAAAGAGCUGGUGGCUUUUUUUGGUAGGUAGCUUAGUCUUUUGGAUUUUUUUUUUUGUUUGUUUUAAAUACUUCUGACAACUUAAAGAUGUAAAAAUGCAAAUCGGGAUUUUUGUGUAGCAGUAAGGUACAUGGUACUGGUGCAGGCAGUAAGGUACAUGGCUGGGGCCCCUGGCAACUGUUCUGGGAAAUAGCCAUGAAACCCUGCAGAAAACUGACAGGCAGCUCCCUGAAAAAGAAAGAAAAAAAAAAGGAGAAAGAAAAAGGGCACAUACUGAUAAAUUUCUUCAAUUGCAUCUAGAAAACACAGCCUGGGAAUGCAGAGUUCUCAAUUACACAUAAUUACAGAAAGUUGCCGUGGAACUCUUGGUGGUUUUAACAGGACUUUCUGAGACAGGAGCUGGACGACUCCUUUGUUUGUAAUUUUAAAAAUCCAAGCCCAAUAUUGCAACCUGUUUUUCUUACCUAUCUGUUGUUCCAUCUUAAAGGAACCUAGUCUGGAACAUUGUGGGUUUCUGUUUGUGCUUUGUGUACUUCUGUUGUGUAAUCUACUAAGCAAGUUAACAAAUAAACCUCCUGCCUGAAACUGC
This is a messenger RNA of Anas platyrhynchos (mallard), 2195 nucleotides long. It is a transcript of the gene IL5RA, whose product is annotated as interleukin 5 receptor subunit alpha. Gene Ontology annotation, cellular component: membrane; external side of plasma membrane. Gene Ontology annotation, molecular function: cytokine receptor activity; protein binding. The record is from RefSeq and is a predicted model, not a curated record. Gene Ontology annotation, biological process: cytokine-mediated signaling pathway. NCBI's taxonomy places the organism in Eukaryota, Metazoa, Chordata, Aves, Anseriformes, Anatidae.